AAUGUCUUUCUCUUUUUCUAGUUUCAUCUUCGUCUUCUUUCACUUUCUCACUCUCAUUUCCUUAACCCUUUUUCACUUUCGGUGUCUAGAAGUGAAAGGAAAUGGCCGGUGGUGGUGGAGGAGGAGGGAUAGCGCCGCCGCUAAAACAAGAUGAGCUUGAGCCACAUCCCGUGAAAGAUCAACUUUCUUCUAUCUCUUAUUGCAUCACAAGUCCUCCUCCUUGGCCGGAGGCAAUACUUUUAGGUUUUCAGCAUUACUUGGUGAUGCUUGGAACAACUGUUCUCAUUCCAACAUAUUUAGUUCCACAGAUGGGUGGUGGAAAUGAAGAGAAGGCAAAGAUGGUUCAGACAUUGCUUUUUGUUUCUGGACUUAACACUUUAUUGCAAAGCUUCUUUGGGACUCGACUUCCCGCGGUCAUUGGAGGCUCUUAUACCUAUUUACCAACCACUCUUUCGAUCAUUUUGGCUGGUCGGUACAACGACAUUCUUGAUCCUCAGGAGAAAUUUAAGAGGAUAAUGCGAGGAAUCCAGGGUGCUCUUAUCGUUGCCUCGAUUCUUCAGAUCGUUGUUGGCUUCAGCGGGCUUUGGCGCAAUGUAGUUAGGCUCUUGAGUCCUCUCUCUGCAGUUCCUCUAGUAGCACUAGCCGGUUUUGGACUUUAUGAGCACGGUUUCCCUCUGCUAGCCAAAUGCAUUGAGAUUGGACUGCCUGAGAUCAUCCUUCUACUUAUAUUCUCACAGUACAUUCCUCAUCUCAUUCGAGGAGAAAGACAAGUCUUUCAUCGAUUUGCUGUUAUUUUCUCUGUGGUUAUCGUCUGGAUUUACGCACAUCUACUUACCGUUGGUGGAGCCUAUAAGAACACAGGAAUCAACACUCAGACAAGUUGCAGAACAGAUCGUUCCGGCCUUAUUGGAGGCGCUCCAUGGAUAAGAGUGCCUUAUCCUUUUCAAUGGGGACCUCCAACAUUUCAUGCCGGUGAAGCUUUCGCUAUGAUGGCUGUUUCAUUUGUUUCCCUUAUUGAGUCCACAGGGACUUACAUUGUUGUGUCAAGGUUUGCAAGCGCAACUCCACCGCCACCUUCUGUUCUUAGCCGUGGAAUCGGUUGGCAGGGCGUUGGAGUACUUCUCUGUGGAUUAUUUGGAGCAGGAAAUGGAGCAUCUGUAUCAGUAGAAAAUGCCGGUUUGUUAGCGCUAACACGCGUUGGUAGCAGAAGGGUAGUUCAAAUAUCAGCUGGUUUCAUGAUUUUCUUCUCCAUUCUUGGUAAAUUUGGGGCCAUCUUUGCUUCGAUUCCCGCUCCAAUCGUCGCAGCAUUACAUUGCUUGUUCUUUGCAUACGUUGGUGCUGGUGGUCUAAGCUUACUUCAGUUCUGUAAUCUAAACAGCUUCAGAACAAAAUUCAUCCUCGGAUUCUCGGUCUUCAUGGGCUUAUCGAUACCACAGUACUUCAACGAGUAUACAGCUGUUAACAAGUAUGGACCAGUUCACACACACGCAAGAUGGUUCAAUGAUAUGAUCAAUGUACCAUUCUCCUCUAAAGCAUUUGUGGCUGGGAUUUUGGCAUUCUUUCUUGAUGUAACAUUGUCAUCUAAAGACAGUGCCACAAGGAAAGACCGAGGGAUGUUUUGGUGGGAUCGUUUUAUGUCUUUUAAAUCGGAUACUAGAAGUGAAGAGUUUUACUCUUUGCCUUUCAAUCUCAACAAGUAUUUUCCCUCUCUGUAAACAUUGAAAAUUAUGCUGAGAAAGAGUUCAUUGGCUAGGAGGCACUGACUCUACUCUAUGUAGAACAUUUUGUAUCUGUAAACUCUGUUUUCUCAAACUGUGUCCCGUUUAUUUAUUUGAUAAUGUACUUCUCUGUAGUGUUUGCCUGUU
Messenger RNA from Arabidopsis lyrata subsp. lyrata, 1865 nucleotides. Its product is annotated as nucleobase-ascorbate transporter 7. Gene Ontology annotation, molecular function: transmembrane transporter activity. The transcript is spliced from 14 exons. Lineage: Eukaryota; Viridiplantae; Streptophyta; Magnoliopsida; Brassicales; Brassicaceae. Gene Ontology annotation, biological process: transmembrane transport. The coding region runs from base 102 to 1715 and encodes 537 amino acids. Gene Ontology annotation, cellular component: plasmodesma; plasma membrane. The record is from RefSeq and is a predicted model, not a curated record.